Bombus terrestris (buff-tailed bumblebee) is the source of this 2349-nucleotide messenger RNA. RefSeq lists its product as uncharacterized. Gene Ontology annotation, molecular function: nucleic acid binding. The record is from RefSeq and is a predicted model, not a curated record. NCBI's taxonomy places the organism in Eukaryota, Metazoa, Arthropoda, Insecta, Hymenoptera, Apidae. Bases 1 to 2349 code for a protein of 782 amino acids. The transcript has 4 exons.
AUGACGAAGAUUACUACGGACCACUACACGGACGACGGAUAUUUUCUGCCACAUCACGGCGUGAUCAAAGAAUCCAGCCGGACUACAAAACUCCGAGUUGUGUUUGACGGAUCUGCACCAACCACCACCGGAGUUUCAUUAAACGACGUACUUCAUACGGUACCGAAACUACAAGACGACAUAUUUCUUAUCCUUUUAAGAUUUCAGGAUCGGAAAUUCCAACAAAUUUUGUGGCGCAACUCUGAUGGAGAAGUUGACACCUAUCAACUUAACACAGUGACAUUCGGGCUGUCAGCGGCCCCCAAUAUAGCCAUUCGGUGCCUCAGACAACUGGCAGACGACGAGGGACAUCGAUACCCACGAGCAGCGAUGGUCUUACAGCGAGACUUCUACGUCGACGAUGUUCUCACAGGAGCUGAUACAAAGGAUGAGGCACAAUCACUGAGAACGGAGCUCAUAGAAUUGCUUAAACUAGCCGGCUUAAACAUUCGAAAAUGGGCAGCGAACGACCGGGAACUGCUACGAGGACUUUCCGAGCAGGACAUAAACGAUAAGCUGCUACUAGGCGAAUCGCAAACUUUCAAAACUCUGGGUGAUGUUUGGAAUUCCUUUGACGAUUCGAUCCUAUAUUCCAUCAAAAUCAAUUCUACCGCCUCUCGAAUUACGAAGAGAACAAUCAGCUCCGAAAUUGCCAAGAUCUACGAUCCUCUUGGAUUACUGGCACCAGUGAUCGUUCGCGCUAAGAUGUUGCUCCAACGACUUUGGACUUUAAAACUUGACUGGGACGAGUCUCUUCCGGCUGACGUAUACACAGAAUGGAGCAAAUAUUCUUCACAGCUACCUUCGCUAAAUAACGUGAAGUUUGCGGAAAUUGAAUUACACGGAUUCUGCGAAGCCAGCGAAAGGGCGUAUGGGGCAUGCGUCUACCUUCGCACUAUCACUCCGGAUGGUCAUGUCUGGACACGACUCUUCACUGCAAGGUCAAAGGUGGCUCCACUCAAAUCACAAACCAUUCCAAGGCUGGAACUGGGUGGAGCACUUCUUCUCACAUCAUUGGCCACUACAGUCCUUCAAGCCUUACCAAGCAACAUUUCUUGGACCGUUUACUGGACUGAUUCUACAAUCGUUCUACAUUGGAUUAAUACAUCACCCCAUACGCUGAAAACCUUCGUCGCGAAUCGUGUGACAGAGAUUCAACAGAAGACUCACACCUCCGAUUGGCGCCACAUUCCCACUACCGAUAACCCUGCAGAUCUCAUAUCUCGAGGCCAAUCACCCGUAGACUUCCUGCGAUCAACCAUUUGGCAACAUGGACCGGAAUGGCUCCAACAAUCUGAAAAAUACUGGCCGACGUGGAACCCGGUACCAUUAGCUGAAAUACCAGAGCAGAAGAAGGCAACAUGUCUGUCCGUGACUCCGCCUGACCACAGUCUACUGGAGAGAUUUUCUUCUUGGCCCAAGCUGAUAAGAAUUGCCGCUCGUUGCCUCCGAUGGAGACAAAAACAGUAUCGGGGGGGACCUCUAACCACACAUGAUUUAACCAAUGCGCAUAACAAAUUGGUCAAAUUGUUACAGUUCUGCUAUUUUCCAGAUAAAAUACGUACUCUCCGAACAGAUCGAAAUUCUGCAGUGAAGGGGAAGCUGCAACGACUCAAUCCAUUUCUGGACAAGGACGAGAUAUUGCGAGUCGGAGUUACAGCACUCAUUGUCGAGCAUGAACACCUCCUAAAUCUCCACUCCGGAACUCAAGCUACCUUAUAUGCCUUAAGGAGAUCUUACUGGCCUAUCGACGGCCGUAGUCAAGUUUGGAGCACGCUGAAGAAGUGCGUACGUUGCUGCCGAGCCAAUCCACCUCCAGUGGAUUACGUAAUGGGAGACCUUCCAGCUGCACGGAUAACGGAAUCUCGUCCAUUUACCAACGUCGGAAUUGAUUAUUGCGGACCGUUCUACAUCAAGGAACGAAAGGAUCGCAACCGACGCAAAAUGAAGGUAUAUGUAGCAAUAUUCGUAUGUCUUGCAGUUAAAGCAGUCCACCUCGAGCUGGUCACCGAUCUCACUAGCGAGGCCUUCAUUGCUGCUCUGCGAAGAUUCAUCGCUCGCCGAGGAUUCUGUGUAACAAUUUAUUCUGACAACGGUACCAACUUCGUUGGCGCCAACAACGAAUUACGAGAGCUCCGAAACCUCCUGCAGUCCGACGAUCAUAAGCUGGCAACACAUUCAAAGGGUCAAACAACAUUUCUGGCGCCGCUGGCAUCGAGAGUACCUGAACGAGCUGAACAUCCGAAACAAAUGGAGCAAGGGCAGUCACGACAUCAUAGAAGGCACCGUAGUAGUCCUCAGGGUGGAUAA